AUGUUGAAGCCUGGGGUGGGAGAGCGAAAGCAGGGCCGGAAGCCCGCCCAGGCGAGCUCCAGGAAGGGGUGCAUGAGAGGCAAAGGCGGUCCUGAGAACGCUUCUUGCUCCUACAAGGGGGUGCGGCAGAGGACGUGGGGCAAGUGGGUCGCCGAGAUCCGGGAGCCCAACCGUGGGGCCCGACUUUGGCUCGGGACCUUUGACACGUCCCAUGAUGCUGCAGUUGCCUAUGACGCGGCUGCCCGGAAGCUGUACGGGUUGGAGGCGAAGCUGAACCUGCCCGAGCUGUAUGCCGCUGCGCCUACCACCAAUCUGCAGCCUCCUGCCCCAGCUCCAACUAUCGCUAAUCAAGCUGUUCAUCCCCUGGGAAACCAAGCUCAAAUCUUUCAUAACUUGGUCCUUAAUCCACCAAGCGCGCCCCCUGUUCCCGUGACCCAAGCCAUGCCCAUCUCUAACGAUGGCCUUCAGGCUCAAGGUAAUGAUCCAGUCGAUCCAGUCCCCGACAACCUCAAAUUCGGACAGAACAUCGAGGAAAAUGACCUGUGGGGGAACCUGAACGUGAACUUGCCGUUCUUGGACGAGUCAAUAUGGGAAGAGGCCGCAAUGUCCGUGGACUUUCCUGUUCUGGAGGAUCCUGUCAACUUCGCAGGGAAUUUCCUAGAUGGCAACCCCUGGGAGUCUUCUUUACCGUCCCCUUGGUGCGUGUGA
Molecule: messenger RNA, 708 nt
Organism: Eucalyptus grandis
Lineage: Eukaryota; Viridiplantae; Streptophyta; Magnoliopsida; Myrtales; Myrtaceae
Product: dehydration-responsive element-binding protein 2D
Exons: 1
Coding region: 1-708 (235 amino acids)
Biological process (GO): response to stress; positive regulation of DNA-templated transcription
Cellular component (GO): nucleus
Molecular function (GO): transcription cis-regulatory region binding; DNA-binding transcription factor activity
Source: RefSeq, a predicted model, not a curated record